This is a messenger RNA of Cercospora beticola, 3792 nucleotides long. RefSeq names its product hybrid sensor histidine kinase/response regulator. Gene Ontology annotation, biological process: protein autophosphorylation; phosphorelay signal transduction system. Gene Ontology annotation, molecular function: phosphorelay sensor kinase activity; histidine phosphotransfer kinase activity. The record is from RefSeq and is a predicted model, not a curated record. NCBI's taxonomy places the organism in Eukaryota, Fungi, Ascomycota, Dothideomycetes, Mycosphaerellales, Mycosphaerellaceae. Gene Ontology annotation, cellular component: plasma membrane.
CUCGGGAGCAUUUCGUGCAGAGAGUUUCAGCCACUUCCGCUGCUCUCGCAUCAUGGCCACGCGAGACCCUCCGGACGGAUCACACGCGCGCCAAUCUGCUGCUCUGCUGCUGAUGCUGUCCGCCAGCGCCGCGCAGCAGCAGGGUCUGGUCUUGCUGCCUCUCUUCCUUGCUUCUCACACUGACUGUUGUCUACUGCUGCCACCAACAUCAUCACUCUUGACAUGAGGCUCUGUUGCCUUUCCUUUCCCUUCGAGACAGCCGUUCUUGGCGCUCCAUAAUCCACUGCCUCAUCGACGAUGGGCACUAAUACGCAUCUGCAUACCGAGCGGACCCGUGAGCGCGAAUUUUACAAAUACUACAACCCGCUUCAAGAACUGAGUGAUGCGGAGCCGACAAGACUCGACCUCCAGGAUGCUGAGGCGCUGGAACGACAUGUGCCUCGAGCAGGACCGAACCUGGCCUUGACCGCGUUUUGCCAGUUGGGCGCGCUGAGACUUGCUGCGAGACGCUCGUUGUUGUUCUUUUUCGAUCGCAAGGAUGCGUUCGUGCUUGCCGAAGCUACCCGGACGCUGUCGUUGCUCGACCAUGAGGUUCACCAGGACCCCGAGGACGCGCUGUGGCUCGGCCAUACCAUUGCUCCACGGGGCCUCACAAUAUGCGAGCACGCCAUGAAUGUGCCGGCCUCUAAUACCGGGUCGAACAGCUCUGAUUCCAGUGCUGGCGAAAUGCUGAUUAUCAACGACUUGAAAGAAUCAUCACUUUUCUGCGACAGACCUUUCGUUACUGGAGGCCCUAAAGCUCGGUUUUAUGCUGGUGUGCCGUUGACUACACCUACUGGAGUCAGGAUUGGCGUGUAUGCCGUCAUGGACGACGAACCACGAGAUGGCCUGUCUGAUGUCGAAAAGGACUUCAUGAAGGAAAUGGCGACAAUGACUAUGAGCCAUUUGGGCAUGAUCCAUGCGCAAGCGGAGCUAGGCAGACAGAGUCGAAUGCUGGCUGGCUUGGGGACGUUUGUUCAGAAAGGACCUCCACCUGCACCAAGGCCGAAAUUGGCUGACUCGUCAACACACAGCAGCGAGUCGGCUACUGGGAGACCAAAAUCUGCACCUGGAGUUCCAUUAGGCUCUCGAAGCGACGCCAAAUGGCGCGAGAGACGCUCCCACGAGGACUUGAGGAAUACAGAUGUUUAUGACUAUGUUUCGGAGAGUGAGCAAGAUAAACCUGACCGGCGCUCUGUGGUCCAAGCACAGAGAAGACUGGAUACACAGCUCGACAAGGAUCCUGCGACGGGCGCGAAGAACACCCUGCAGCGAGCAGCAGACCUCAUACAGCGCGCUAUCGAUGCUGACGGCGUUCUCUUUCUGGAUGCUGCACCGAAUGGACCCGAGGGGACAGGCAGCUGUCAAGGCUCUGGCACUGAGACCGGGACUACAGUAUCGGACGUUGGCUCUGACGACUCACUGGAAAAGGCCAAGAAUGAUACAUGUCGGAGACUAGGGUCUUCAGCCCGGAAAGGUGAUGCUCAGGAACAGGCCACCAUCCCAAUGUCUAGCAAAUUUUUGAAAGGCUUGCUGCGGAAAUAUCCCGAAGGGAAGAUCUGGACGUUUAAUUCAGAGGGAGAGGUGAGCUCAACUGAAUCGAGUUCUUCAGAUGAUGGGUCUACCAGAAAGGGAGACAUCGUACCCGCUUCGAAGGGCCGGACAUCCAAUCGAAAUCGAAAGUCAGGCGAGGCUGCUGAAAUGCUGCGCCUCUUUCCUGGGGCUAGGGCUGUGUGCGUCGUGGGAAUGUGGGAUCCGGUCCGACAUAGAUGGUUUGCCGGAGGCAUCAUGUGGACUCACAGUCCACUACGGGUUUUCUCGCAGGAAGGGGAACUUGCAUACAUGAUUGCAUUCUGCGAUGUGGUCAUGGCCAAACUUGCACGUCUGGAAGCAAAGUCCACUGAUCGGGCCAAAACGGACUUCAUCGAGUCGGUAUCUCACGAAUUGCGCUCGCCGUUGCACGGCAUUGUUGGAAGUCUGGAACUUCUGCAUGAUCGCGAGGACAACGGAGACCGAGCAUUGAUAGCUCAAAUGGAGAAGUGCACUUCGACACUCACCGAUGUAAUUGAUCAUCUCCUGGAUUUCGCGAAGAUCAACCAUCACGUCUCGAGACCGAAGAUGCGAAGAAGGCAGUUGAAAUUGUUGGAAAGACAACCAUCAGUGGAUUCUGUUACUCGUAGCACCGCAAGCGAGCAGGGAGCGCACUCGCUAGCUCGUCUGACAGAGGAAGUCGCCGAUGCGACGUACUACUCACAUUGCUGCGGCACCAGCGAGGAAGCUAGUAGCAAGGUGGACUUUGCGCUGGACAUAUCACCAACUGCGGAUUUCCAUGUUUGUGACAUGGUGGGAGCCUGGAAGCGGCUGUGCGUUAAUCUGAUCGGUAAUGCGCUCAAGUUUACCAGAUCUGGACAUGUUGCGGUCUCGCUCAAAUCACUUUCUCGCAAGCGGAAACGACCUGUGGCUAUUCUGACAGUUGACGAUACUGGAUGUGGCAUGUCGCCAGAAUUCAUCGAUAGUGGUAUCUUCCGCGCGUUUUCGCAAGAGAACCAGCUUACUCCUGGAACUGGAUUGGGGUUGAGUGUGGUAGCGAAGCUGGUGAAAGGCCUGGGCGGCAAAAUUGACGUGCAGAGCAAGAAAGGCAUAGGAACCACGGUCACAGUCAUGAUACCCAUUGAUGCUUUGCCUCGCGAUGAGACAAUAGAAGAACAACACGAAGGGCAGGAUUCUGUACCUGUGGGCAUCCUGCGGCCAAUUAGUUCUGGAGACGACAACGACGACGAUAACAAAGUGAACGGAGGACGAUCUUUGCAGGUGCUUGGAGUACAAAAUGCUUGCAGGCGUGCGGGUGCGCUUCUGACUUCUUCGGAAAACGCGAUCGUCAACAUGGUGUUCGAAGACGAUAUACCACUGCUCACCGAGGCAGAUCAACUCUCUGGUCAUCCCGAUGGAGCGCAUUUGAUAGUACUGUGUCGGGAUCCAAUAGGGACGUAUGGACGCCAGAAGCUACGACGACCCUUGGCGAAUGUUAGCCAUAUCGAGUUCGUCCCGCAACCGUUCGGGCCUGAUCGGAUCAGUGCAGCAAUUGCCAAUUGCCUUCUGGCACCGCCUCAUUCAGAAGCUGGCGACCCAAUCGCGAACGCAACGUCGACAGAUCUAUCUGAUGUGGCUCUUGUCGAAGCGCAAACCGACAAUGAAGAAUCGCCACCCACGACACUAACAUUGCGCGUCGACGAAAAAGGACCUCUUCUCAUCAACACGAAAGAGGUCGAAGCCUCUUCAUCCGAGCAACCGUCUACACCGGAACCACCCGGCUCGCCAACCUCUCACAAACUCUCCUUGCUACUCGUAGACGAUAAUCCACUAAACCUCCGAUUACUCACGACAUACGCCGACAAGAACAAACACCCCCGACUCGCAGCCACAAACGGCCAAGAAGCCGUCGAAGCCUACAAAGCCGCCGCUUCCAUCCCCAGCGACAGAGCUCGACCCGAAGUCGUCUUUCUCGACAUUAACAUGCCCGUAUUGGACGGCUUCCAAGCCGCGCGACAAAUCCGAGCUUUCGAAAAAGAAGCUCAAGUAUCUCCUACAAUUCUUAUUGCUUUGACGUGUCUUGGUUCCGAAGCGGCGAAACAAGAAGCCGUGGCGUGUGGCUUUGAUAUGUUUUUGACUAAACCUGUGAGGCCGAGAGAUCUUACGAAAAUUUUGAAGACUGUGGAGGAAGAGAAUGGGAAUGGGAGUGCGAGUGACGUAUAA